UAAGAUUGUUAGGACUACACAAGCUCCUCAUCUUAUAUUUUCUCCACACAAAAAAAUUUCCCUCUCUCUCUCUCUCUAAAAUUUCUCCAACUAUGCACGCAUCAAAGAUGCUGCUCCUCUCUCCAGCCUGCACCUCACUGCCUGCACCACAUAGAAAUAGAAGUAGUAGUUACAAUGCCAUAUAUAGAAGAACAGGCUCAUACGCACCGCUCAAGGUGUUGUCAAUGGCAAAUGAGAGCAGCGAAAGUGAGAGCUCCACCAUAGCAAAAGUGGCCAUAGUGGGUGGACUGAUCUCCACGCCGGUGAUAGGGUGGUCUCUCUACACGCUCAAGACCACGGGCUGUGGCCUCCCACCCGGACCAGGGGGCUCAAUAGGUGCACUAGAAGGCGUCAGCUACCUGGUGGUUGUGGCGAUUGUGGCUUGGUCAUUGUACACCAAGUCCAAAACUGGCUCAGGUCUGCCUAACGGCCCUUUCGGGUUGUUAGGUGCUGUGGAAGGUCUGUCAUACUUGUCUCUGCUUGCCAUUGUUGUUGUGUUUGGGUUGCAGUUCUUUGAGCAAGGCUCCAUUCCGGGACCACUCCCCAGUGACCAGUGCUUUGGCUGAGGUCUCCCUCUUCUCUUUUAGUUAUGUACUGUUGUUAUUUCUUCAAUAUAUAUUGUUUUGUGACCACUAGACGAGUUGAAUUCUCUAUCAUUGUGUUUGGUAAAAGUUGUGCUAAAUUUAUGCUCUAUUCAGCAAUAAAGAAUGUCCCCGCAUUUCCCCAAAUUUUACUCAACAAAACUACUUUUUACAAAUAA
Molecule: messenger RNA, 799 nt
Organism: Cornus florida
Lineage: Eukaryota; Viridiplantae; Streptophyta; Magnoliopsida; Cornales; Cornaceae
Exons: 1
Coding region: 93-605 (170 amino acids)
Source: RefSeq, a predicted model, not a curated record